Molecule: messenger RNA, 1650 nt
Organism: Apiotrichum porosum
Lineage: Eukaryota; Fungi; Basidiomycota; Tremellomycetes; Trichosporonales; Trichosporonaceae
Exons: 11
Coding region: 1-1650 (549 amino acids)
Biological process (GO): carboxylic acid transport; transmembrane transport
Cellular component (GO): plasma membrane
Molecular function (GO): carboxylic acid transmembrane transporter activity
Source: RefSeq, a predicted model, not a curated record
AUGCUGGGCUUUUUCAACAAGAACAAGGGCCAGGAGCCCGAGGUCGACGACAACGUCAACGGGCGCGACGGCGACGUCAACUCGGUCUCGAGCCGCCGCAAGAAGCUCGGAAGCACCGCAACCAUCUUUGCAGCUGGAGCUGCGCUCUUCUCAGACGGAUACGCCAAUGCAGUCGUGUCACCCGUCAGCACGAUCCUCGCCAUCCUGUACCCGGACUGGAUGAACUCGGACCUGAGCCAGAACAGGUCGUUGGUCGGCGCGAUGGGCUUUGCCGGCACCGAACUAGGCCGGUACCGUACGGCCAUCUCCCAAGUGGACAAGUGGCAAGUGGCAUCUUUACUGACACAGUAUACCACAGUGGUUGUCGGAAUGAUUACGUUUGGCUUUGUCUCUGACAAGCUGGGUCGCAAGCCCGGCAUGUUCCUCACCACUGCCAUCAUCUUCGUCUUUAUGAUCCUCAUGGCAUGCUCUGCCGGCCCCACCCCGCAGGUCCUGAUCAACUGCCUCAUUGCGUUCCGUUUCUUCGUCGGUAUCGGUAUUGGCGGAGAGUACCCAUGUGGAUCGACGGCCGCUGCUGAGUCGACUGAGAACAGUGGCGUCAAGAAGAACCACCAGCAGCGUCUGUUCGUGUGGGCGACCCACUUUAUGAUUGACCUGGGAUUCCCCAUGGCAUGGUUUGUCGCCCUUGUGCUGCUGUGGAUCUUUGGCAUGGACCACCUCCGUGCCGUCUGGCGCGGAGCCCUCCUGUUCGGUGCCAUCCCGCCCCUGCUCCUCAUCUUUGCGCGCAUGUUCAUGGACGAGCCCGAGGCGUACAAGAAGAACGCGAUGAAGCACGUCAAGAUUCCGUACAGGCUCAUCAUCAAGCGCUAUUGGAGGAAGCUUGCCGCCGUGUCGUUUUGCUGGUUCAUCUACGACUGGAUCACCUACCCCUUUGGCAUGUACGCCAGCGACAUUACCAGUGGAGCUAUUGGAGACAACCCCACUCUGUACCAGACCUUGGCCUGGUCGUGUCUCAUCAACUUCUUCUACUGCCCCGGAGCGUUCGUCGGCGCAUACUUCUCCGACUGGCUCGGCCCCAAGCGCUGCUUCAUCUUUGGACUGGUCAUGCAGGCCAUCUUUGGCUUUUCUCUGUCAGGAGGUUACAGCUACUUUAAGCAGCACACGGCCGGCUUUGCCAUCUUCUACGGUAUCUUCCUUUCAUUCGGAGAGAUUGGCCCCGGCAACAACAUCGGUCUCUUCGCCGCCAAGGCCAUUGGCCCCACUGCCGUCCGUGCCCAGCUCUACUCCUUUGCUGCUGCGAGCGGCAAGGUCGGUGCCUUUGUCGGAACCUACACCUUCCCGUACAUCAUCGCCCACUUCCCCGACGGUUCGCAGCUCCGGUCGACUGGCAUCUUUUACAUCGGUUCUGGCCUGGCGCUCCUCUCCGCCACGGUGUGCUUCUUCUUCUUCCCCGCUAUCAAGGCCGACGCGAUGGUCGACGAGGACCGCGAGUUCCGCGAGUUCCUCGUCGCGCACGGCAUCGACAUUUCCCACAUGGGCAUGGUCGAUGACCCCAGCGGCGAGUCGGCCGCCGAGAUCGCCAAGGCCGACGAGAAGCCGUACAAGGAAACCGCUGCUGUCGUCGAGGUCAACGACCCCUCGAAGAAUUAA